Dalotia coriaria is the source of this 1474-nucleotide messenger RNA. RefSeq names its product Tyrosine--tRNA ligase, mitochondrial (gene TyrRS-m). NCBI's taxonomy places the organism in Eukaryota, Metazoa, Arthropoda, Insecta, Coleoptera, Staphylinidae. Gene Ontology annotation, cellular component: mitochondrion; cytosol. The transcript has 6 exons. Bases 70 to 1446 code for a protein of 458 amino acids. The record is from RefSeq and is a predicted model, not a curated record. Gene Ontology annotation, biological process: tyrosyl-tRNA aminoacylation. Gene Ontology annotation, molecular function: RNA binding; ATP binding; tyrosine-tRNA ligase activity.
UAACUAAAUAUUGUACAAUAAGUUGCAUAACUUGAUAUAGUCAGAGAAACAUUCUCCAACUUCCAAAACAUGUUUAUUAUUAAACAAUUAAAUAAAAACACGACAAAUCAAUUACGAAUAAUACGAAAAUGGUACUCCUCACGAAAUAUCUUACAAUUAAAAGAGAGAGGAAUGUGGCAGGAUAUAUUUCCUGAGAAUUCUGCAGGAGAAGUGAAAGACCUUCUAAAUGCAUCUCCUCAAUGUGUAUAUGCUGGAAUGGACCCUACAGCUCCAAGUCUUCAUGUUGGCAAUCUUUUAGUAUUAAUAAAUUUGUUGCAUUGGCAGAGAGGUGGCCACAAUGUAAUUGCACUGUUAGGUGGUGCAACAGGAAGGAUAGGUGAUCCAAGUGGCAAAAAUACAGAAAGAGAAAAGUUAAAUGAUAACUUUAUUAAUGGAAAUUUGUUAUCAAUCCAAAACAAUUUAGAAGUAAUUUUUAAAAACCAUAAGAAAUACUUUGCCAAAGAUAUGAAACUUGGAACAUUGACUAUAUUAAAUAAUGAAGAUUGGUACAAGAAAUUAACUCCUGUUGAUUUGUUGGGAAACGCUGGACGUUUUCUUCGAAUGGGAACGUUGUUAUCACGUACAAGUGUACAAACAAGAUUGCAAUCACCAGCAGGGAUGAGCCUAACAGAGUUUAGUUAUCAAUUGUUUCAAGCUUAUGAUUGGCUGCAUUUAUAUCAAAAUUAUGGGUGUCGUUUUCAGGUAGGUGGGUGUGAUCAAAUGGGAAAUAUAAUGUCCGGUCAAGAAUUGAUCAGUAAAGCAUGUAAAACGCAAGUAUAUGGUUUAACUUUACCACUCAUCACUACGGAAAUGGGAAACAAGCUGGGAAAGACGGCGGGUAACGCAGUUUGGCUCUCCGGUGACAAAACUUCACCGUUUACAUUCUAUCAGUUUUGGAUGCGCUUGUCUGACGCCGAAGCUGAAAAAAUGUUGUGUCUUUUUACAUUCGAAUCAAUUGGCGCAAUAAAUGAUUUAAUACGGCAACAUAGAGCAGCACCCGAAAAGAGACUGGCACAAAAACAUCUUGCUGAACAAGUUACGUUAUUGGUGCAUGGAGAUGAAGGUUUAGCAAAGGCGCAAGAAGCAUCUAAAGCUUUAUAUGAGGGCGAUGUGACUGCAUUGGCAAAGCUAGACAGUCUUCAGUUAGUUGAUAUGUUUAAAGGAGCUGAAGUUGUUGAAGUUUUGGCAGAAGCAGGGAUGAGUUUAAUGGACAUGUCUUUAAAAGUGGGCUGCUUUGCAAAUCAAAUUGAUGCUGCCAGAAUUAUAUCUGCUGGGGGAUUUUAUGUUAACCAAAAACGGGCGAAUAAUCCUAAUGAAGUCUUUAAUUACAACGUACACAAACUAGCUAACAAUAUUACUUUAAUUAGAGUCGGAAAAAGGAACUACUACAUUGUUAAAUGGUUGUAACGUGAAUAAUUAAAAGAGUAUAAGAGUA